Messenger RNA from Oenanthe melanoleuca, 1965 nucleotides. RefSeq names its product differentially expressed in FDCP 8 homolog (gene DEF8). NCBI's taxonomy places the organism in Eukaryota, Metazoa, Chordata, Aves, Passeriformes, Muscicapidae. The transcript is spliced from 12 exons. The record is from RefSeq and is a predicted model, not a curated record. The coding region runs from base 75 to 1427 and encodes 450 amino acids.
CGCGGGAGGGGCUCGGGGGGGCUGCGGGGACAGCGCGGGGACAACGGGGACAGCCGGGCCCUCGGGGCACCGGGAUGGGCGCACGGUGCCGCAGGACAGUGGCAAUGGCGUCGGACGAGCGGCUGGCCCGCUUCCGCCAGGCCCACCUGAACCCCUUCAACAAGACCCCUGAGCAGCAGGAGCGCCCUGACGAGGAAUCCCCUGCCCCAGCCCAGCAGCCGGAUCCCACCCCAGGGGACCCCGAGGGCGCCCUGGACCUGGGGCUGGCCGAGGACCACUUCUCCCGCCCCGUGGGGCUGAUCCUGGCGUCGGACGUGCCGCAGCUGCGCCGGGCCAUUGAGGAGUGCAAGCGGGUGAUCCUGGCGCUGCCCGAGCACUCGGAGCGGCAGAAGGACGCCGUGGUUCGGCUCAUCCACCUCCGCCUCAAGCUGCAGGAGCUGAAGGACCCUGCUGAGGAUGAGCCCAACAUCCGGGUGGUCCUGGAGCAUCGUUUCUACAAGGAGAAGAGUAAGAGCGUCAAGCAGAUGUGUGACAAGUGCAGCACCAUCAUCUGGGGGCUCAUCCAGACCUGGUACACCUGCACAGGCUGCUACUACCGGUGCCACAGCAAGUGCCUGCCGCUGGUGAGCCGGCCGUGCGUGCGGGCCCAGGUGAGCCACCAGGCCGAGUACCAGCUCAGCAUCUGCCCCGAGAGCGGACUGGACAGCCAGGACUAUCGCUGUGCCGAGUGCCGGGCCCCCAUCUCCCUCCGGGGGGUGCCCAGCGAGGCCCGGCAGUGCGACUACACCGGCCUCUACUACUGCUCCAGCUGCCACUGGAACGACCUGGCCGUGGUGCCCGCCCGUGCCAUCCACAACUGGGACUUCGAGCCCCGCAAGGUGUCACGGUGCAGCAUGAGGUACCUGGCACUGAUGGUGUCACGGCCGGUGCUGAAGCUGCGGGAGAUCAACCCACUGCUCUUCAACUACGUGGAGGAGCUGGUGGAGAUCCGGAAGCUGCGCCAGGACAUCCUGCUGAUGAAGCCCUACUUCAUCACCUGCAAGGAGGCGAUGGAGGCACGGCUGCUGCUGCAGCUGCAGGACAGGCAGCACUUUGUGGAGAACGACGAGAUGUACUCGCUGCAGGACCUGAUCGACAUCGAGGCCGGGCGCCUCGGCUGCUCCCUCACCGAGAUCCACACGCUCUUUGCCAAGCACAUCAAGCUGGACUGCGAGCGGUGCCAGGCCAAGGGCUUUGUCUGUGAGCUGUGCCGGGAGGGCGACGUGCUCUUCCCCUUCGACAGCCACACCUCGGUCUGCGCCGACUGCUCUGCUGUCUUCCACAGGGACUGCUACUACGACAACUCCACCACCUGUCCUCGGUGUGCCCGGCUGAGCCUGCGGAAGCAAUCCCUGUUCCAGGACUCCGGCACAGAGACAGAGCCCUGAGGGGGGUUUGGCCCCAUUGUGGGGCCUCAGGCCCCUCACCCACCACAGGACCCUGGGAUGGACACAAUCAACCCGGUGGUGGUUUGGGGACUGGGGUGGCCCUGCCUCUGGGAUCCUCUGCUCAUGGAAAUGGCAGCACUGCCGGGAGGGAAUCACUGCUGUACCGCAGCCGUUCCUGGGAGCAUGGAGAGCCUCACUGGAGGGGCCAGGACUGGGUUAACUGGGAUCCGGUUAAGGCCCCACAGCGGCUCCUGCUGUCCCUGCCUGGAGCCGGGGCGCAGGCCAGGGCUGGUGCUGCGCUGUCCUGGGUGACAGCUGUGUCAGGAGGGCUCAGCCCUGGCACCGGGAUGGGACCGAGUCCCUCCCACACACAACACCGGACUCUGCUCCCUCCCCAGCCCACGGCACCACCGUCACCGGGGCCGAGCCCCGGGGGGGAUGUUGCAGGGUCUUCCCCGGGCUGGACCGGGUGCGGUGUGGAGCCUCCCUUUCUCCCCGGUGUUUCCUGUAGCAUUAACGAGCCUCUUUGCGCAACCCA